AUUCAAAUCAAAAAAUAAAUUUACAAUAUGUAAAAAAUUAAAAAAUUAAUAUAAACUCAAAGUCCAAAUCAAAUUACAUGAGGUGAAAUCAAUUCGAUAGACCCAUCAAAACAUCUUGUAUUCCUAAUAAAUUCCACCUAUUUGGACUUCAAACUAACAUCAAUAAAAAAAAAAAGGGGUGUGGGAGUGACAGUACAUGAUCCCUGCUCUCCUCGGCUUCUUUGGACCCCACUCGUUCACCUCCUCGUUUCCUCUUCAUUUCCCCAUUAAUAUAUCCCUGUGGAGUACAUUUUAAUCUUCAAUAAAUCGCCGAAUAAGGAUGAGAAGAAACAACAAGCAUUGAAAGAUCCGAUCCGAUCCAAUCCAAUCCAAUCAAUCAAUCACUAUUUUCUUCUCAAUUUUUAAUCACAUUCAAAAAAAGUAAUUAUAUUCCUAUGAUGUUGAAAUGAUGAUUAUUGAUUGUCGCAACUCGCAGCAACAAAUGAUCACUUUAUUCAUCUAAAACCCCAAUUUCCUCAAAUUUUUUUCUAAUUUUAGUUAAUUAAUGGCUCAAACUGAAGUAUAUGCACCGAAGUCAGGUCAAUUAUGGAGGACAGUGAUGAAUUGGCUAGCAUUUUUGUUUCAGAUCUUUGUUCAGAUAGUUAGAGGUACUCCUUCUAUGACGCAACUGUUUGAUAACAUCGGUUUUAGUCAUGCUGGACAAGCGUCAUUUCUUGCUCCUCCAACAUCCACUUCCUCUUUUAAGCCUCUUCCUGUAGUGGAGAUUCCGCUCCAUAGUAGCUCUAACACUGCAGUUGAUGUUAAGUCUACUGGUGAUGAUGCUGAGGGUGGUAAUUCUGCUGCUAUUCCUUUCGGAAAACUUACUGUCGUCCUUGAUUUAGACGAAACUUUAGUAUGUGCGUAUGAAACCUCUAGUUUACCGCCAACACUUUGUACACAAGCAACUGAAGCAGGCUUGAAGUGGUUUGAGCUAGAGUGUGUAUCAUCGGAAAAAGAAUGUGAAGGGAAGCCCAAAAUCAGUUAUGUGACAGUGUUUGAGCGUCCUGGAUUGCAUGAAUUUUUGGAACAACUCAGUGAAUUUGCAGAUUUGAUUCUUUUCACAGCUGGACUAGAAGGUUAUGCUAGACCUCUUGUCGACAGAAUUGAUGCUGGGAACCGGUUCAGUCGUCGUCUGUAUCGGCCAUCGACUAUUAGCACGGAGUACCGGGAUCAUGUGAAGGAUCUAACCUGCAUCUCACAGGAUCUAUGCAGAGUAGUUAUUGUAGAUAACAAUCCAUUCAGCUUCUUAUUGCAGCCACUAAAUGGGAUUCCUUGUGUACCAUUUUCUGCUGGACAGCCGCAAGAUGAUCAGCUUCUUGAAGUCUUGCUUCCGCUCAUUAAGCAACUUUCGGUUCAGGAUGAUGUGCGGCCUAUCCUAUACGAUAAAUUCCAUAUGCCCGAGUGGUUCCAAAAGCAUGGAAUCCCUUCCUCUGGUUGGAAGUUGUAGUAACAGCAUUCUUUGACAACUGAUUUACGUGUUCCGGAAUCCUGUAAUAUUGUAUGUAUAGUGAACUUCUGAAGAGGGGUUAUCAGAUUGAAAUUUUCUUUCAGCCUCAAUGAGAUUUCAGUUCUACCAUUGUGAUCAAUAAUUUAUUUAUUUUUUUCAUUUUGUAUGUAGCAGCUUGUUUGCAGAUUGUAGCUUUGUAUCAUUGUAUGUCUUCUUGCCUUGUAAUUUUGUAAGCUUCAAAAUUUGUAUGUAUGUUCAUUAAUCUAAUAAAGAUUAUAUCUUUUUUUACA
Amaranthus tricolor (Joseph's coat) is the source of this 1776-nucleotide messenger RNA. RefSeq lists its product as uncharacterized. The transcript has 6 exons. Gene Ontology annotation, molecular function: phosphoprotein phosphatase activity. The coding region runs from base 545 to 1486 and encodes 313 amino acids. The record is from RefSeq and is a predicted model, not a curated record. Lineage: Eukaryota; Viridiplantae; Streptophyta; Magnoliopsida; Caryophyllales; Amaranthaceae.